AUGGCGAAGGUGAACUGGCGGUUGGUGGCAGCGGCGUUUGCGGGCGUUGCGCUGGCCUUGGAAGCACUGCCUUCGCUGGUUCAUUGGUUGCGGGCCGGGCGACAGCCGCGGCACGAGGUGCUCUUCUUCCCGUCACAGGUGACCUGCACCGAGGCUCUGUUGCAGGCCCCGGGCGCGGCGCCGGCCCGGUCUCCCGCCGACUGCCCGUGCAGCCUCCCGCACAGCGAGAGCUCGCUGAGCCGCCUGCUGCGUGCCCUGCUGUCCGCUCGCUCCAGCCUCGAGCUCUGCCUCUUCGCCUUCUCCAGCCCGCAGCUGGGCCGCGCCGUGCAGCUCUUGCACCAGCGCGGGGUGCGCGUGCGAGUCAUCACCGACUGCGACUACAUGGCGCUCAAUGGCUCGCAGAUCGGCCUGCUGCGCAAGGCAGGUAUCCAGGUGCGGCACGACCAGGACUUGGGCUACAUGCACCACAAAUUCGCCAUCGUGGACAAAAAGGUGCUCAUCACUGGCUCCCUCAAUUGGACCAUGCAAGCCAUCCAGAACAACCGAGAGAAUGUCCUGAUCAUGGAGGAUGCAGAGUACGUGAGGCUGUUCCUGGAGGAAUUCGAGCGCAUCUGGGAAGAGUUUGACCCUACCAAGUAUAGCUUUUUCCCCCAAAAGAAGCGAAGUUGCUAAAGCUAUGUGUUCACCUGGGUUGGAGCUGAAGGGGAAAGGAGCCUGGAGACUGUGCUGCCCACUGCCUGGGCUAGCCACUCAGCUGUACUCCAAGCCCUCCAAGCUAGCGUGGCUAGCAUGAAACUGGCUCCUUCCGGUACUCAACUGACUGGGAGAACUCAGGAUUGAAAGGGAUGUUUCUGUUGACGUGGCAGUUGAUUUGCACCAAGUCAGUCCCCUCACAGCCCAGUGCAGGCUGCUCAGCUUUUGCUGGUCCUUAUCCUUCAGUGGACCUCAGGGUUUUGACAGGAGUUUUCCUUUAGGGCUGAACAUCCCCUUCCCCAACUGUUUUAAUUUCCCUGUUUCUCUUUGGACAGGCCUUUCAUGUUGAGGCUGCUACUUCUGUUGUUGGCUUCUGGCUAGUGGGGACAGGAAGCCAAGAGAGAGGAGCCUCCUCCCUAGGGUGUGUGAGUUGCCUGCCCUCUGCCUACUCUCUAGUGUGCAAGGGAGGGCUGUAGGUGGUCAGAAGUUGGGUCCAUUUCCACAUUGUGUCUUUAAUAUGUAACUUCCAUCACAUUCAAGGUAAUCUGUGUAUUUAGAAGUGAGCACACCUUUAACACCUGUGGACACAGCUAUUUGCUGCUUACCAGUGGAUCACCAGCUGCCCCCUCAGGAAGGAGUGUGGGGGUAGAGGCUGUGGGCUGUACUGGUAUUCACAGGUCCUGAAAAGUGUCUCUUGUGUUUGUGAAAUGUUUCAAAUUUCUUUGGUCAAGCACAUCUAAGUUGGUAUUUGAAUACAAUUUUGGCUUAUCUUAUAUGUGCUUGAGCUGUGUAGCCUUCUUGAGGCUGAGCCAGAUGCCAUCUCUCCCCAGCUCACAGCUCAGGCCAUGUAUGUGUGUUUCUUUUUGUGGUACUGGUGCAUAAACUCAGGGUCUUGUGCAUGUUUCCAGUUUUAAAGUUACCUUUGACUUAGUGUUAAGUUAGUAAACUGGAAUUAAAAAAAUACUUGAUGGGAACUGUAAAGUGUAAUUUGCCCAGAAGCAGUCACAUAAGAGGUGUUCCUCCCAAUGUAUGCAAUGUUUGUUCUGGAAGGCAGGCAAUGUUCUAGAAGGAGGGCUGAGGACAUUAUAAGAGAAUGACUUGUGAGUGGCCAGUACAUCUGAAUAAAUGCUUUUCUGGAA
Molecule: messenger RNA, 1832 nt
Organism: Perognathus longimembris pacificus (Pacific pocket mouse)
Lineage: Eukaryota; Metazoa; Chordata; Mammalia; Rodentia; Heteromyidae
Gene: Pld6
Product: phospholipase D family member 6
Exons: 2
Coding region: 1-672 (223 amino acids)
Biological process (GO): piRNA processing
Cellular component (GO): mitochondrion
Molecular function (GO): RNA endonuclease activity producing 5'-phosphomonoesters, hydrolytic mechanism
Source: RefSeq, a predicted model, not a curated record